AUGCUCAUGGAUUUCAACUCAAUCCCGACAUCCAAGGAUGCUCGCCAGCCAAGGUCUGACCAUCGCCGGACACGGUUGCAAACCGUCCUGGGCGGAUAUGCCGACCAACAGCGUCGUGACGAUCUCGGCUCUCGAGUCGAAGAAAAGACAGACCUUCAGAGACAGCGUAUCUGGGCCCUCUGGCUUGAUUUCUUCCAUAGGAUCAUGGAUGAUAUUAUCGACCCGGCACAGAUCUGGAUCGAUCUGUGUCUGUGCAAGCCCGAGGCGCAAGACUACUGUCAGCUAUUCUUGCAUAACUACGCCGAAGAAGGGACAGAGUAUAUGGUCUCUCUAAACGACGAAGGCUUUGAUGAGGUUCCAACGGUUGCCUCUGCGAAGACUGUGCUAGAUGCUUGGAGAGAUCUAAUUGUGCACGCGGACAAAACAAUACUGAGGGACAAGCGAGCCGAGGAUCCAGCGCGGGCCGCGCAGUGGACACUUCGUCUCCCAGUUAAAGACACGGGGAGAGCCAACGGUAGCCCACUCAGCCAAAUAUCGAGGUGGAUCGCAGAAGAUUUGGCGCCUCAGCAGGGGCUCUCUCUCACUCAGACGUUUGAGAAGAGGGAAGCGACCUCAGACGAUGUGUUGCUCAUCCUCAGCACGUUGUGGGGCCGAAGUCGAGACAUCAUCUUGGAACCUCGCCUCCGCAUCAGCUUUCACGGGAUCCUUCUGCUAUCUGCAAUGGGCGGCUUUCGGAUCGGUGUGGUGAAGGACCUGAAGUAUCGCCAAUGCUAUUGCUACAUCUGGCUAUGUUCGUUUCUUAUCGUCCUUAGAUCCUCGAUAUAG
Molecule: messenger RNA, 825 nt
Organism: Cryphonectria parasitica EP155
Lineage: Eukaryota; Fungi; Ascomycota; Sordariomycetes; Diaporthales; Cryphonectriaceae
Exons: 5
Coding region: 1-825 (274 amino acids)
Source: RefSeq, a predicted model, not a curated record